GGUGCAGCAGUUGCGCGGUGACAGCGCACUCCGGCGCGCCCUAUUGGCUGGAUCAAACGCAAGCGAGCCGCUGAUUGGCCGGUGCUGCUGGAGGGUUACAAUUCAAACGCGGGCGGGCGGACCCCGGGUCCUGCAGUUGCAGUCGUGCUCUCCGAGUUCCUGUCUCCCUCCUCGCGCCGCCCGGAUGGCCUCCCAGAACCGCGACCCAGCUGCCGCCAGCGUCGCCGCCGCCCGCAAAGGAGCCGAGCCCAGCGGGGGCGCCGCCCGUGGACCCGUGGGCAAGAGGCUACAGCAGGAGCUGAUGACCCUCAUGAUGUCCGGUGACAAAGGAAUUUCUGCCUUCCCUGAAUCAGACAACCUUUUCAAAUGGGUGGGGACCAUCCACGGAGCAGCUGGCACAGUGUAUGAAGACCUGCGGUAUAAGCUCUCCUUGGAGUUCCCCAGUGGCUACCCCUACAAUGCGCCCACGGUGAAAUUCCUCACACCCUGCUACCACCCCAACGUGGACACCCAGGGGAACAUCUGCCUGGACAUCCUGAAGGACAAGUGGUCAGCCCUAUAUGACGUCAGGACCAUCCUGCUGUCCAUCCAGAGCCUGCUAGGAGAACCAAACAUUGAUAGUCCUUUGAACACACACGCUGCCGAGCUCUGGAAAAACCCCACAGCCUUUAAGAAGUACCUACAAGAAACCUACUCAAAGCAGGUCUCCAGCCAAGAUCCCUGACUGUCCAGUCUCUCUCCUUGUGUUGUCUUUUUAUUUUCUCCUUAGACAGUCUGUCUUUUUCUUCAUUUCUAUCUAGGACUGUGUAUCUUCAGCUGUGGUGUCAUUUUUGUUUUGUUUCUGUUUUUUAAAUUAAGUCUCUGGUUGAGCCCUUGUGAUGAAUAUAUUAAAUAAAUACAUUGGAUUUUUUUUUU
Messenger RNA from Mustela lutreola (European mink), 915 nucleotides. RefSeq names its product ubiquitin conjugating enzyme E2 C (gene UBE2C). NCBI's taxonomy places the organism in Eukaryota, Metazoa, Chordata, Mammalia, Carnivora, Mustelidae. The coding region runs from base 185 to 724 and encodes 179 amino acids. The record is from RefSeq and is a predicted model, not a curated record. The transcript is spliced from 6 exons.